Sebastes umbrosus (honeycomb rockfish) is the source of this 1349-nucleotide messenger RNA. Its product is annotated as lecithin retinol acyltransferase-like. NCBI's taxonomy places the organism in Eukaryota, Metazoa, Chordata, Actinopteri, Perciformes, Sebastidae. The coding region runs from base 112 to 942 and encodes 276 amino acids. Gene Ontology annotation, biological process: retinol metabolic process. Gene Ontology annotation, molecular function: phosphatidylcholine-retinol O-acyltransferase activity. The record is from RefSeq and is a predicted model, not a curated record. The transcript is spliced from 2 exons.
UCUUCAGAAGAGGAGAGAGGGAGAGGACCAGAAGACAGGAAUCAGACGCGCAGACACAUUCUGUCUCUCUCUGUAGUUGUUCUUCUUCUCUGGUGUUUUCUUUUCUUCAUCAUGUUGGACACGCUCACCUUCCUCCUGGAGAAGCUCUUCCUCCUCGCUCAGCUCCAUCUGUCCAGCCUGCUGCCUCCAGGCGGCUCAGAGCGCGCAGAGAAGCCGCUCAUCAGGCGCUCUGAGCGGGAUGAAGCUCCUCCGCAGCCCGCUGGAGCCGGACCCGGAGCUGGAGCAGCUGGACCUGGAGCUGGAUCUCCUCCUGUCCGGUUCCAGCGCGGAGACCUGCUGGAGGUCCCGCGGACGCUCUUCACCCACUUCGGCAUCUACCUGGGCGAGGACCGGGUGGCUCACCUGAUCCCGGACUUUCUCCCGCUGCUGCUGCCCGGAGACAGCCAGCAGGUCCAGCAGAUGGUGACCAACACCCGGCUGCUGCUCGGGGUGCUCUCCAAGAGAGCCUCCAUCCGGGUGGACUCCGUGGAGGACUUCGCGUACGGAGCCGGGAUCCUGUUGAACUCCAUGGACCGGACAGUGGACCGGACCAUGGACCGGACCAUGGACCUGGACCUGGACCAGGACCGGGUGGUGGACCGGAGCUGCAGCCCGCUGCCCGGAGAGGAGGUGGCCCGGCGUGCGGAGCUGCUGGUCGGUUCUGUGAACUACAGCCUGCUGUGGAACAACUGCGAGCACUUCGUCACCUUCUGCCGCUACGGAACCGCUCAGAGUCUGCAGACCGACCAGUUCUGUGAGUGGCUGAAGUCGCUGAUCCGGGACCAGCGUAACGUCGUCCUGACGGCGCUGCUGGGACUUCUGUCCAUGGCGUGUUUGGGGAUCUCCUGCAGCACCGCCUUGCCUUCCCUCCUCAUCCCCUUCACCCUGUGGAUGGCCUGCUAGAAGCUGCAGGACGACACUCAUUCACCGCCGGCCGGCUAACUGCGGGCUGAGUCGCCAUGUUGGACGACUGACAAACAGGAAGUAGUUGACUGUCCUCCCACGUUUUAUUGCUGAUGACUCAAUAGGGACUGCUGCACCAUCCGGACGUGAUUUCCUGUUUGAUGAGAGUGAGCAGAAGAAGAAGAAGAAGAGGGUAGUUAACAGGCUGCUUCUCAACAGACGACCUUCAAACCGCUGAAUGCUCCGACUUUAAACUUUGACCAAAGAGGCUCUUGUGUAAAUAUCUGUAGAUAUCCUUCUCGACCUGAUUGUUUCCAACAGUCACAAACUUUUGUACAGAAUUUAUUUUUUAAGACGCUGUAACACUUUAUACGUGUUUUCUAUGUGAAUAAAGGGAGUGGACUCAG